Venturia canescens is the source of this 5696-nucleotide messenger RNA. RefSeq names its product Bub3 interacting GLEBS and Zinc finger domain protein (gene BuGZ). Gene Ontology annotation, molecular function: DNA binding. Gene Ontology annotation, cellular component: nucleus. Lineage: Eukaryota; Metazoa; Arthropoda; Insecta; Hymenoptera; Ichneumonidae. The coding region runs from base 428 to 2035 and encodes 535 amino acids. The transcript is spliced from 7 exons. The record is from RefSeq and is a predicted model, not a curated record.
CUUCGGCCAAGAGUCGAUUUGUUCAGAGUUUCCGUGGGAACACGGAAACACGUCAACCUUCUUCCAGGUUCGACGGCUGAGUCCGAAGCAACCGCUUGUAGUGAAUAUGGCGGCGGAAAUUGCACCGUUUCAAACAAUGUCUACUUGAGGGCGUUACCAAUUCGUUCGGUCCGGGUCGCUUUGUUGCUGCUGCUGCUGCUGCGGCCGGACGGGCAGUAAUGGCCAUUUUGUAGUAUCGGUUUUUUACGCGUGUGUUCACUCGGGUGCCCCCGUUGGGCCCGUUGUACGUAGUAUUGGUGGUGAUAUUAGAAAAGACAGACGCGAGGUUUUGUACAUAUUUUUCAAAUAUACGACUAGCCAGUUCAUAACAAAAAAAUUAUUUUGUCAUUAGGACAAAUCGUCUUUUGCACGAAGUGGUUGAUCGAAAAUGGGACGUAAGAAAAAGAAGCAGUCCAAGCCCUGGUGCUGGUAUUGUAAUCGUGAAUUCGACGAUGAAAAGAUUUUAAUACAACAUCAGAAGGCCAAGCAUUUCAAGUGUCACAUUUGUCACAAAAAGCUUUACACAGGCCCAGGACUGAGUAUACAUUGCAUGCAGGUGCACAAGGAGGCGAUAGACAAGGUACCAAAUUCGUUACCCAACAGAAGCAAUAUAGAGAUAGAGAUCUAUGGUAUGGAAGGAAUCCCACCGAAUGACGCGAAAGAACAUGAAAAACAAAGGAACGGAGGUAGAGCCGGUUCGCCUAGUUCCGGGGAGGAGGAACCGGCACAGAAGAAAUCCAAGCCAGAGGGCCUUUUGGGUUCCGCGCCAGGGGCGAUACCCUCAAAUUCGAGCAUGAUGCCAACGGGGACUGUUAUGCAAACUCAUCAUCCGGGUAUGCCCCAAAUGGGACAGUACGGUCCACCCAUGCAUUCCAUGAUGGGUCAUUUGGGCCAUGUCGGACCUCCCUAUAUGGGACCCGGGUCAACGUUCCGACACCAUGGUAUGAUGCCAGGAAUGCCGGGUAUGCCACCGGGUAUGCAACCGACCGUAUCGAUGCCAUCUCGUCCUCUAUUCCCAAGUACCGGUGUGACAGUCUCGACGGCGGCAUCAUCCGGAGCGAACGUUGCUGCUCUAGGAGCGGAUUUCAAACCUAUUACCUCAAUGGCGGGCAGUUCGAUUGGACCCAUUAAACCAACGUUCCCUGCAUAUGGUGGUUCAAACGAGGCGAACGCAACAACGAAUACGAACAGCACCGGUAACGAGGCCAAAGUCAAUCUUAUUGCAACUACGGGAGCCGCGAGUAAAAUAGUUCAUCCGCCCGAAGAUCUCAGUCUUGAAGAGAUAAGAGCGAGACUACCGAAAUAUCAGCGUCGUACGAACGAAGAAGUGGCUCGUAACGCUCAUUCAGAAGCGUUGUCGCAACAAGCGGCGGUUGCAGCAGUAGCGAUUCAGCAUCAACAACAACAAUCGCAGCAGGUACAAUCUCAGCAGCAACAACAGCAGCAGCUACAUCAACAACAGCAACACCAUCAAGCGCAGCAGCAAGCGCAUCAUCAUCAACAACAGCAGCAUCAUCAUCAUCAUCAGCAGCAGCAGCAGCAGCAACAGCAACAACAACAACAACAACAACAACAACAACAACAACAACAACAACAACAACACCAGCAGCAACAACAACAACAACAACAACAAGCGGCGGCAAAUGCGGCUGCUGCAUUCCAGGAUCAACAGCAACGACAGCAGGCAGCGUUAAGCGCGUUGCAACAACAGCAACAGAGAUUUCAGAGACCACCGCAAACCGUAAUGGUACCGGCAUCGGCCGCGAUGCCGGUUAGUUCGGUCGCUUUAAUGGCUCCCUUGAUGAGACCUACCAUGACCCUCGCCGCGCCUGCUCUCAUCCACGGAGGUAACAUGAUGCGACCGCCCCCCAUGGGCCUGCCACCAGGAAUGAUAGGUGCUCUGCCACCGGGUGCGAUGCAUCCUGCCUUUGCGGCACCCAUGGGAUUUCCCGGUGCACCUAUGCUAGCUCCGAUGAUGCAUCCACGCUUCAGAUGAUCGCCCCCGUCGGACGGGCCUAAUCCACCGCUGCACUUUGUGCUAUGGGCUCGUCCCUGAAAUAACUAAAUACACCCUCUCUCUCUCUCUCUCUCUCUCUCUCUCUCUCUCUCUCUCUCUCUCUCUCUCUCUCUCUCUCUCUCUCUCUCUCUCUCUCUCUCUCUCUCUCUCUCUCUCUCUCUCUCUCUCUCUCUCUCUCUCUCUCUCUCUCUCUCUCUCUCUCUCUCUCGUCGGACCAUCAACGCCAACAUCCUUCAUCGGACCGGGUAAACGAAAUUAACGACCGAAGAACGAGGCAAAAUCAAUAACCACGAAAGCAACGGACGGAACAACUCAAACUCAAAAUGAGACACGUGAGCUGCGCGAAAUAAAGCUCUUUCCAAGCUCGCAGGAUCAUAACGCACUUAUGCACUUUUAUCAAAGCGAAGCCGCCACUCCGAUCAACGUUGCGAAGUUAGAAAAAAUUUCAAGGAGAGAAAGAGAAAUAGAAGAAGGAAAAAAGAGGCACCGAAAGACACGGGGAGGAAAACAUCGGGUCCUCGUUCAGCAGCAUCUUCUUUCCAACGAGUUAACACAAAGUUAGCAAAUUUUUAUGUUUUUUCUCAUUAUUACUAUUGUAUCUAAUAUACAUAUACACACACACACACAUAUAUAUAUAUAUAUAUAUUAUAUACAUGCGUGGGUGGGUGUGUGCGUGCGUGCGUGCGUGUGAAAAUGUCCGAAUACGUGGAUAUAUUAUAUAUAUAUGCGUAUAUCGUAUCGAGGCAGAUUAUUCAUCGGUUAUGGGGUAACAUUCGCAAAGCUCCGGUCUCUGUUUCAUCAUCGUUCAACUUUUCGAUUUCCCACCUACCCAUUCUCCGCUACCUCACCUCCAUCGGUGCAUUAUCCAAUUUCGGGCUGUGUCUUUUAUUUCUCUCAUCGCGCUGUAUUUUUUUUGCCCCAAUUUUAUCAAAUAGUUGGUUCAUCUACCGUAUUAGUAUUUAUUUUUGAUGCUUCGUUUGAGUUUCGAGUUUGCCUCGCCGCGUUGGAGAGAAAAUAGCAGCCGCGAAUGCCGAAAUACUUCGAGUCCCUGGACACCGUUGAAAAAUCAAAGCACCGAUAAAUAUCAUCUCGUUGAAGGAAUAAAAAUGAAGAACAAACGGGAUGACGAACAUACGCGCCAGAUCAAAAUUUUACAGCUAAAGUUUACCGUUUGUUUUUUUAUAAAUCUCGCGCGAAUUUCUGGCCUCCGAAAAGUAGUUUCUCAUUAUCAAGAAUUUUUUUUUCUUCGCGCCCAAUUUUUUCCUUCCGUGAUAAAUAUUACUCGUUUGACUGUGGUAAGUACAAAGGAUGGUGGACGCAUUCGUACAGGCGAGUCAGAUUGUCGGCAAAAAUAUUACUCUUCGCGUUUCGAAAUUUUCGCAUCGUUGCGUUUUCCGGGAGAAUUUAAUUUUCGUAUUAAUCCAAUCACUUAUCAACGGAGAGUUCGGUCGUGUUCCAUUCGUUUAAAAAAUUAGCAAUUCGUUAAUAAUUCUUCAAUCGCAAAUAAAUCGAUAAUGCUGAAUUUUAUUUUCGUCUCCUCUCGCCGUAAUAGUUUAUACACUUUACCUUAUUAGUCCGCUAUUUUUUUCUUUAUUAUAAUUCUCUCACUAUCCCUCUUGUCCCUUGAGUUUUGAUUGAGGGUUGUUUUCCCUCGAAUCCUAUGAUUCGAUGAGUCAGUUUACUAUUUAGAGUCUCAAAAUUCACUUGCGGAACUAUUUAAGAAAGGGAUAAAAGGAAGCGAAAGAAAAAACGGAAUAAAAGAUGAAAACACGCUUGGCAAAAAUCAUCGAAUACGAAAAUACUAGUGUUGGAAACAAUACGAGAAAAAAUGGUUGCUAUUCGUUGAGUGUGUACCGAUAUUGACCGACUCGUAUCGUUUUUUCCUCAAAUUCUUUAUACUCCUCUUCUUUCUUCAUCCUUUUCUCUUGUUUACGAUCGUGCGCGCAUAAUUGGCUCUCUCGAACAGGAAAUACACUCGUUCGUGGAGUAUAACGGGGGCAUAGCUUGCUAUUUCAGGAAUCUUUCGAUGUCGCGAGUUCUUAAUUUUUUUUUUCUCUUAUCUUAUCUCUAUCAUCAUCCGAAAAGUGUUGAUGUUAAUCGUGGAAAUGGUUAGAUCAAAAGUUUAAAAAGAGGAAGCAAAUAACGGGGCGAGCAACGUCGUAUGAUUCCUGAAAUGCGCGAGUUACGAUCCACAUAUUGUUUCAACCAAUCACAGCUCUGUAUCGCUGUUGGACCCUGAUCGGUCCCUUGCCCUCUGGCAGGCGAUUGUUUGGACCUACCGUCACGGUCAUCGAGCACUCGCCCUCACUGUUUGGCUCUCUGUAUUUACUAUUCGUUUAUCAUAUUUUCGAGUAUACAAAUGAUUUGUCUUAUCGUGGUUCGUGUGGAAAACGACAAGAACGCAAGAGAAUACUGGACGUGGAAGGGUGCUGUUGCUCGGGGACCGGUGAGUGUGUGGCUGGACCGAGAAACAAUAUUAAUUUUAAUAAUGAUCAUUAGGAAAGAGAGAAACAGAAAGGAAACAAGAUGAAAGAGUGAAUAUAACCGAUAAAAAGGACUCGGAAAAGUUAUUGGUAUUAACCGAUCGGAGGCGUCGUGCGAUAAAAGCCAACGAUUCGUCAUUUUAUCUCUAUAUGUUUAGGAUUAAUUGUCAUUAUUGAUGAAAAGAUUAAAAAUUUUUAUUGGAUAUGAGAUUGAAAAAAUGCGGCACAAGUGGCGUCAGACGGGGGGGGGGGGGGGGGGGGCGAAGAGCGAGAUAUUCAUUGACGAGUUUUUGGCUGAAUCGGCACAAUGGUCACCGUGCGAAUGCUUAUUUGGUUCUCUGUGUGUAACGAAAUAUCAUAUUUUACUAUCUCGCUACUUUUCCGUAAGAAAAAAAAAACAACAACAACAACAACAACAAGAACAACAAUAAUAAAAUAAAUGGAAUCCAAAGAAAAUAUCAUCUGUGACGAAUCGAACGAGAGCAGCUCCCUAAUCUUUGUGCCUGAUUAGUAUCUAAUCACGUUGAUGGUGUCGUAAGGGACUUUGAGUACGAAAUUUUGUGGGUCUUUAACGCUUUCUAAGCCCAGUUUUUCCGCCUCCCGGUAAAUUUUAUCUCAUGGCUAAUAAAAGUCUACUAUACUCGAUGCUACUGCCAGCACCGUCAGGUAAGAUUUACCUCGAGGUUCGACAACGGGCCCAUACCAAUUCAUAUACAUUAUCGAGCGUAUCGAUCGAUGUCUCGUUUCCCUCCCGUUUAUUCGGCGGCUAUAUAGGCUCGUCCUACUUCACCACCACCCCUCGAUUCGAUCUCAACAUUUUUUAUUAUUCGCUGUUCCAACGGUGCAUAUAUAAAUAAAUAAAUAAAUAAAUAAAUAAAUGAAAGAAGCGAUCGUCUUGCGAUCGCGCGCACCUCUUUAGACCUCGUAACGAGAGGGAAAAUCGAGACAAGAGUUUUCAGUAAUACAUAUACGGAUGAGAAAAACAAGAGGGUAGAGUAUUCGUUAGAUCCACUUAUAUCUCAUUACUUCACGGAAUUCUGCAGCGCUGCGUUGUUCACUGCGGUAAACGCGAAAGCUCGCGCUCGACGGAUACGCAAACGAACAAUGUAUCGGAUAGUUGCUCGAGAAUAAUAAAAAAAAGUGAUUGAUAAAAUUCA